AUGUCUGGGAAACGUAUGACCGCGAAUCCAAUUAAACCAUCACGAUACCGACCGGGCAAAGCACAUCUUGAAGAAGAUGAUUCCUCUGAUUCUGGAAGUGAUGCAGAAGAGACACCUACCAUUGCGCCGCCCCCAAAAGCUUCAACCGCAAUUGGAAUCUCUAGUAGUUCACUGAAAGGUGACAUAAACGAGAGGAGGAAAGUCGCAGCAGCCAAAGAAAAUGCGCGAAUUCAAGAAGAAAAGGCCUUGAAGGCUGCAGAAGAAGAGGGAUUUGUAACGGAAGAGGAAAGUGAAGAAGAGGAGGAAGGUAGCGAGGAGGGGAGUGAAGAGGAUAGCGAAGAGGAAGAGAGUAGUGAAGAAGAGGCUCCUAGAAAGGUUAUGAUGAGGCCGAUAUUCAUCAAGAAGGAGAAGCGGAACAAUUUACCUGGGGCUUCUAACACCGAUACUAAAACGGAAGAAGAAUUGGCUGCGGCUGAGGAAGAACGAAGGAAAAAGAUGGCAGAUGAAAUUGUUGAGGAGCAAAUCAGAAAAGAUAUCGCUGCGAGGGAAGCGGGGAAGAAGAACUGGGAUGAUGAGGAAGAGGUAAAUGAGGUCGACGACACCGACGAUAUUGAUCCAGAGGCGGAGCUUGCAGCAUGGAAAUUGAGAGAGCUCAAAAGAAUCAAGAGAGAUAGGGAGGCAAUUGAAGAGCGAGAAAAGGAAUUGGAAGAAGUCGAGAGGAGGAGGAAUUUGACAGAGGAAGAAAGGAAGAAGGAAGAUGACGAAUAUAUUGCGAAGCAGAAGGAGGAGAGGGAAGGAAGAGGGAAAAUGGCAACAAUGCAGAAGUACUAUCAUAAGGGUGCCUUCUAUUCAGAUGCAUUAGCUGCGGAAGGUCUAGACAAAAGAGACAUCAUGGGUUCUAGAUAUGCGGACGAUGUACAAAAUCGAGAGCUGCUUCCAAAAGCAUUACAAAUGAGGGAUAUGACGAAAUUAGGAAAGAAAGGAGCGACGAAGUACAGAGACUUGAAGUCGGAAGACACGGGCAGAUGGGGGAACUUUGAUGACAGAGGUCCGAAGAGAGGUGGAGGGGGGAUGGGUGGAUCUACGGAGGAUGAAAGAUUCAUGCCAGAUAGAGAUAGAGGAGGUGCUAGCGGUGCUAAUAAUGUACCCGUGGGUGAUGAAAAUCGUCGAAAGCGUCAAAGAUAUGAUUAG
Botrytis byssoidea is the source of this 1191-nucleotide messenger RNA. RefSeq lists its product as uncharacterized. The record is from RefSeq and is a predicted model, not a curated record. NCBI's taxonomy places the organism in Eukaryota, Fungi, Ascomycota, Leotiomycetes, Helotiales, Sclerotiniaceae. The coding region runs from base 1 to 1191 and encodes 396 amino acids. Gene Ontology annotation, molecular function: RNA binding. The transcript has a single exon. Gene Ontology annotation, cellular component: U2-type spliceosomal complex. Gene Ontology annotation, biological process: mRNA splicing, via spliceosome.